GGCCUAUAGCCUACGCUCUGGCCGAGCGCUUUGACAACUCAGCGGUUAUUCGUCGCGUAGAGUGUCCGUUGUUGGUAGUGCAUGGCCUGAGAGACGAGCUCAUCUCGCCGUACCAUUCACAGCAGUUGUUUGACCUUUGCCCGUCUUCGCGUAAGCACUUGCUGUACCUACCUGACGCGGACCACAACACUUUUGACCCGUCCGAAGACAUUGCUAAGCCAUUGCGCAUGUUUGCCAAUGCCUAUGCCAUUCCGCGGGGGAAGCUGCCGACACCCUCGCGCCGGCCGCAGGUGAGGACGCGGUGA
Molecule: messenger RNA, 305 nt
Organism: Sphaeroforma arctica JP610
Lineage: Eukaryota; Ichthyosporea; Ichthyophonida
Exons: 1
Source: RefSeq, a predicted model, not a curated record